This is a messenger RNA of Arabidopsis thaliana (thale cress), 2700 nucleotides long. RefSeq names its product Zinc-finger domain of monoamine-oxidase A repressor R1 protein. Bases 259 to 1977 code for a protein of 572 amino acids. NCBI's taxonomy places the organism in Eukaryota, Viridiplantae, Streptophyta, Magnoliopsida, Brassicales, Brassicaceae. The record is from RefSeq and is marked reviewed. The transcript is spliced from 13 exons. Gene Ontology annotation, biological process: regulation of DNA-templated transcription. Gene Ontology annotation, cellular component: nucleus; cytoplasm.
AGAAAACAAAAAAAAAUACGACAACGCCUGAAAAUCGUUAAAAUCGAAAUUCUCGCCCGCUCAAAAUUUUCGGUAGCGAGGGAAAAAUCAAAUCAAAAACUUUUGGAUUUCUCUCUUUCUUUCGAGAUUUCUCACUCCUUCCAAAGAAGAAGAAGCAUAAAACUCGAGUCCAGUGAUAAACAAAAACUCAGAUACCCAUAAACUAAUUUUCCGAAUCAAAUCAAUUUUUUUUUGGUUGCUUUUGUUGAGACUUUGGUUAUGGCGGUGGUGAGUAAGAAUCAGACCCAACAACAAACACCAAAUCCUGGCGGUGGUGUAUCAAGGAUCGAAGAUUCCACCAACGGAAAGACUUGUCACCAAUGUCGACAAAAGAGAACGGAUCUUGUUGGAUCCUGCGUGACCAAGAAGAAAGACAAGACUUGUCCUAUUAAGUUAUGCACCAAGUGCAUAUUGAACAGGUAUGGGGAGAACGCACAAGAGGUUGCGUUGAAGAAGGAUUGGAUUUGUCCCAAGUGUAGAGGAAACUGCAACUGUAGCUACUGCAUGAAGAAACGAGGCCAAAAGCCUACCGGGAUAUUAGUACACACUGCUAAAAAGACUGGCUUCUCUUCUGUCUCAGAGCUUCUUAAAACUAGUGGUUCUGACAAAUAUUUUUAUACAAAGAAGGUGAAACCGGAAGGUGUUGUUGUAGUUUCACCACUGAAACUUGACCAGGAGAAUUCUAUUGAACAAAAACAUGUUAGUAUUAAAAAAUCGAGAAAAACUAAACGGGAAGAGCUCAAGGAUAUAAACAACGGCUGCAGCAAUGAGAAUGUUGUGGUGAAAAAGAGUAAUCCAAAGAAGAUCAAGCUUUCUGAUUCCGUUCAUGCGACAACAGAAGUUAUCAAGAAAGUAUUGGCAGAAGGAAAAAAGAAGAAGACUACAGCAAAAGGUAUCAAGGAAAACAAUGUAGCGGAGAAAAUCAAAAGAAUUAAACCUGCUCUCAAAAAGAAAGAGGAGGAUCAGGUUGAGAUUAAAAUACCUCAGGGCAAUAUCUCAAUUACUGUUUCAGGCAUUGACUUGGCUCCUGAAGAUGCUGGAAAUGUAUUUCAGUUUUUGGAGUUUUGUUCAGCUUUUGGGAAGGCACUUGAUUUGAGGAAAGGACAAGCUGAAUGUGUUAUACGCGAAAUGUUAUCUGGGAGAAGCAAAAGAAGACAACAAUAUUCCACUCUCACACAGAUGAUAAUCCAACUACUUACUGUGAUAUUAGAGGAUAGAGGAGAAACAUCCGUUUGCCUGAGUGCAACUGAUCCUAGUUGGUUCACUACGAUUGGAGAAUGUCUCUCGGAAUCAGAAGUAAAGCUAGAUGAUUUCCCUCCUGAAAUGUUUGAAAAAGGCAUUUCUCAGUAUGAGAAGUUGAAUUCAUCAAAAAGGCUUAAGCUUUUGAAUUUCUUAUGCGAUGAAACGCUUGGCACAUUGGUGAUGAGGAAUUGCAUUGAUAGCCAAAAUAUUGAAUCUGUUGAAAGGAAAAAAGAAGCAAAAGAAAAGAUCAAUGCUGCAAAAGAUAAGGAGAAACAGCUGAAGCAGAAAUUGCAAGAUGAGUUGGCUCAAGCCGUAAAAGCCAAAAACGGGAUUCCAUUGUUGAUAACAGAACAUGAUGCGAUUGUAUCGCGGAUAAAUGCAGAAACUCAAGAAGUUUAUUCUGAAAUGCAAAACGCAAUAGACAUGCUAUCUAAAAAGAGUCAAGGAAGUGAUGAUGCUGUUAGAACCAACCCGGUCGAAUUGGAUGACAAUGGUCUUAUAUUCUGGAGAUUGAAGUCUUACAAUGAUGAGCAAAACAUUUUGCUUCAAGAUUUAGGAAGCUGGAAUGAAGUAUGUCCUCAUGAAAAAUGGUUUUCCUUCAGCUCUGAGCAAAAACCAGAGAUAGAGAAAUACAUCUCUUUCAUAAGGAUGAAACGGGUUCAAGCACAAAAGAAUGCAAGUACUAUUAUUACUUAGUGAUGAUGAUUCUCUUUGGCCGCGAGCACAUAAGAACAUGACUCUGAUAUGCAAAGAGGUAAAAGGCUGACUCAAAACUCUUUGGUAAUGUGAUUCGCAUUGAGUAUUGAUUUAUGAACAAACCAAAAAGCUCUGUUUGUAUACUAAUGUUCAUUCGGAUUCUCGAAACUAUGGAACGAUCUUUGAUAGUUUAUCAGUUGUUUGUAAGUUUCAAGAAUUUCUGAAAAGUGAACAAACAGAUUCUAUCAUUCUUGUUUUGAUAUUGUAUUUUCAAAUUUUGUAAUGGCGGACUGCUUUUUUUUGGUCAAAAGAUAAGCUUAGUCAUCAACAAGUGGACAUGGCUAGAAAGUGAAACAAGAGACGAGGUCAUUCAUACGCAUUCAUUAGACAGUAGCAGCAAGAAACUUUUGGAAAACAAAUGUUUUAGGAACUGUAAGCACAUGAGCAAACCACUCAACGUUUCCCCAAAUUCCACUAUUUUUGCGCCUUUCAAGCGUAAUCACCGCACACCAAAUCAUCUUCUUACCGCCUCUGUCACCAGUCCCACUAUAAGGCAUAUUCUGCUCCCACAAAACCGCCAUCUUUCCACCAUAUUCAGCCAAUCUAACACAAGCAUGAAGAGAGAACCUAGGUAGUCCUACCAAACCCUCCAAUUUCUCCGCCGUCUUAGCUCAGUGUCAUACCAUCUUUUGGAGCACUACACAUUCAUUGAGUACAUAUGCG